Molecule: messenger RNA, 4338 nt
Organism: Bradysia coprophila
Lineage: Eukaryota; Metazoa; Arthropoda; Insecta; Diptera; Sciaridae
Gene: SK
Product: small conductance calcium-activated potassium channel
Biological process (GO): potassium ion transport
Cellular component (GO): membrane
Molecular function (GO): calmodulin binding; small conductance calcium-activated potassium channel activity
Source: RefSeq, a predicted model, not a curated record
CGAUCAGAAGGACAUUUUUGAACAAAAAUUUUCCGUUUAGUAAUUUACACUCUGUUGUUGGAAUUCGCAUUUAAAAUGUGGCUUGUCGUUUGAAAAUGUUUUCAUUUAUGUUUUCGUUUUGGUAAUUACAUUUUUGUUUAAAAUAAAUUUUACGUCACAUAGGAGAGUGGAGAAUUGGUGAAGAAAAAAAAAACCGAAAUAUCAUCAAACAAAAAUUCAAAUCCAAUUCAAUUUUGAAGUGAUUCUAAUCUAUAAAUCAAUUAAAAUACAUCGAAAUCAGUGGUCCAAUUUAGUGUUGUCGUGGUAUUUUCAAACAAACACAAGUAUCAGUCGUUCAAGACAAUAAAGCAGGAAAUUUAAAACCUGAAAACAACUGGGAACAAAAAUAAACAAAACAAAAAAUUGGUUUUUUCUUAAAAUUAGAUGAAUCUACAAGCGUCUGUACACGGUGUCACAUAUCAAAUAUAGUUCGUGUUUUUUAACCAUAUGUUUUCGUACUGGUCAUCGUUAAUAACUGUCCGCCUUAUGAAAAUUUAAAAAAAAAAAUGAAAAUGAAAAUGACACAAAAAAAACCUUAAUUCACUGACCAUAUCCAUAAUUGAACAGUCCUUCUAAAAGGAAUUUUGAUGGAGAAUUGAGUUUUAUGGCAUAGACUAAUUUACUUCGAUAGAAAAAACGCUAUCGGUAUAAUGGAAUAACCAUUCAAAUAAUUAUUCAUUUAUGGAGGUUUUCGUAUAUAGCCUGUGUACAUAAGAGGGCAACACAAAAAUUUAUAACAAGAAAAUUAAUUGAUUGAUUCUAUUGAUUUUCUAUCUGAACUGAAUGCCAUAUUAUACCUUGACGGGGGGAAAAAGUAACGAAAAAUUUGUGUAUCAUUCAACGGACAAAUAAAUGUUUGUAGAGAAUAUUGGGAAAAUAGUAAUAAAUUGUGUCAAUUGUGAGCUGUUGUGUGGUAUAUAAUUGUGACUCGGUAAUAAUGUUUUUGUAUCCUUUGUCGAAAUAAUAAAUGUUUGUGGAACUAAAUAGUAAAUUGACCAAUUUAUAAAUAUACUCGACAACUGUGUGAACUGUAACACAGAAAAAAGGAAAACGAAAAACUUGUCGUCUUGUCGUUGAUCAUCAUCAUCAUCACUGUAUUAAUAUACAUCCAUAAUGGCUGUUUGAAUAUUAAAUAUUUCAUUCGAAGGAUAAUGAUCUAAUAAAAAUAUUAAUUAGUACAAUUGUUUGAAGCCAACUUUAUUAAUGGCUACAAUCUGCUAGCUCACUGUAAACAUCACCACUUGGAUAUUUGGUUUGCGGGGAUCGAAACUCACAAAAAUCCUAACAUACCAGAAUAUGAUAAAAAAUGUCUCACCAAAAUGAAAUCGAAGCAACAGCAAAUUCCGGCUAUGGCAGUGGUGACGAAACCACCGAAACGGCAUCAUUGCUGGUGCCAGCAACAUCAAGCCAUAACAUAGCAGUUCCGGGCACAUCACCGUUGUGCCAAUCAAAAAUGGCCUCGAUAAAUGGGCCCACAUCCUCUAAACCGGUGCUGAUGCGCCAAGAUCGAACAUCUACAUAUUUGACCAGUCCAAAUUUGUCACAAACGCACGGCUGUUCCGAAGAAAGUGGACCCAGCAUAGAGGACAGUGAAUCGAAUCCAAUUGUAACAUCAAUAACCGACAUCGACGUACAAUAUCGUCUCGAAACGCCAGUCAUAUCCAUAUCGAAUGCCGGUCGCAGUGGACAUCGCAGCUCGGUGAGUGGAUAUAAUCAACUAUCACCGCACAUGAGAUGUCGUGCUUGUCGAAGCUGUGAACGACGUGCCUCCACUACCCCUGUGUCUUCAUUUCAUUUAGCGAGAUCCAUUUCAAGAGAGAGUGUGCGCAGUAAUGCCGUUCGUCUUUCACCAAUUUCACCAAACAUGCAAUAUAAGCACAUACCACCACCCGUUCUAAUAACCGGUUCACCAACGUCUGGUUCUCGCAUUAUACGACAGAGUUCGCAACCGGAGGCGAGUAGCAUUUGUUGCGGCAGUCAUAGUAAUGCAUGCAUUCAUUCGCAAACAGCACCAAGUGUUUCGUUACGGCAAUUGCGGGAACCGAGCGAAGGUAUUGCAGGAAUAGCAGCCGAUUCGUUGCGAAUAAAUGGUGCGAUGAGACCGUUUAAGCAGGGUGUUCUGCUGUGUCCCCAAACAUUAUCGCAAAGUAGAAGAACACGUCUACGGCGGGCCUUCACCGAGGCUACCAGUGACACAAUGCAUUAUGUUAAAACGCUCCGUAAACCUGUAUCCACAUUGUCGAUUCCCGGCUCGAUGAAAACACCUUGUGCUGGCAAUCGAGAAACAUUGUCGAACGCAUGCAACGAAGAAGCCGGUAUCGCACUCGUAGGAGUACACUCGGAAUAUCCCAGGUACAUGGAGGAGCGAGGCCUGGGUGGCGGCGCAUUAAAACCACAUUGCGGCUCUAUUUCCGGAACCAAACAUAAACCGAACGUAGGCUAUCGUUUGGGUAGACGGAAAGCUUUAUUCGAAAAACGAAAACGUAUUAGCGAUUACGCGCUAGUGAUGGGAAUGUUCGGGAUAAUUGUUAUGGUUGUAGAAAACGAAUUAAGCAGCGCUGGCGUGUACACAAAAGCUGCAUUUUAUUCAACGGCUUUAAAAACGUUAAUAUCCGUAUCGACUGUGAUUCUUCUAGGUUUGAUUGUAGCUUAUCAUGCGUUAGAAGUACAGCUAUUUAUGAUAGAUAAUUGUGCCGACGACUGGCGAAUCGCUAUGACAUGGCAACGAAUAUGUCAAAUAACAUUAGAACUAACAAUAUGUGCCGUACAUCCAAUACCGGGACAAUACACUUUUCAGUGGACAACCAAAUUAGCCAAUAAAAAUAAACAAAUGGGAACAGAAACGGUUCCAUACGAUGUAGCAUUAUCAUUGCCAAUGUUCCUUCGGCUGUACCUGAUAUGUCGUGUUAUGCUGUUACACUCAAAAUUAUUUACGGAUGCGUCGUCACGUAGUAUAGGAGCUUUAAAUCGCAUAAAUUUUAAUACAAGGUUUGUUUUGAAAACUCUUAUGACAAUAUGUCCAGGCACUGUGCUGCUCGUAUUUAUGGUUUCGCUGUGGAUUAUUGCAUCCUGGACGCUCAGACAGUGUGAACGGUUUCAUGAUGAGGAGCAUUCGAAUUUACUAAACACGCUCUGGUUAACGGCUAUAACAUUUCUCUGUGUUGGAUACGGUGACAUUGUACCCAAUACUUAUUGCGGCCGAGGAAUAACCCUUACAUGUGGUAUGGUGGGUGCUGGAUGCACGGCUCUAUUGGUUGCAGUGGUAUCACGGAAAUUGGAAUUAUCGAGAGCCGAAAAGCAUGUACAUAAUUUCAUGAUGGAUACACAACUGACGAAAAGGCUUAAAAAUGCCGCAGCGAAUGUACUCCGAGAAACAUGGUUAAUUUAUAAGCAUACCCGUCUGGUGAAACGAGUCAAUCCCGGACGAGUACGGACACAUCAGCGAAAAUUCCUAUUGGCUAUAUAUGCUUUGCGAAAAGUUAAAAUGGAUCAACGAAAACUAAUGGACAAUGCCAACACAAUUACAGAUAUGGCUAAAACACAAAAUACGGUUUACGAAAUCGUUUCCGAUAUGUCGUCCAGACAGGAUGCCGUCGAAGAACGACUAUCCAGUUUAGAGGAUAAAAUGCAAGCAUUGCAGGACCAAUUGGACCGGACAUUGGACGCUCUGCCGGAGCUGUUAACUCGGUGUCUGACACAGCAUCAGGAACGUGUCGAUCAACGGCGAAACUUUCUACAUCCUGAUACGGCUGCAGCGUCAACAUCCAUUUUGCCAACGCCAACAAUACCAUCGCCAAUCUUUAUUCCACAUUCGAGUUGCAUUUUCAGAAGCGAACCAUCCGCCACAACACCAUCAUAUCAAUGGCCAACGAGCCCAAUAUUACCACCGAUAUCUAGCCGAACACCACAUUUAGUGCCAGUUACAUUUAAUCCACACGGAACAUCAUCGUCAUCAUCGUCAACGCCUGCAACAACGACAACAUCAUCGUCAACAACAACAAACACCGCGGCCACCACCAGCGGUGCAAUGGCAUCAAAUAGUUCUAAUGCAAUUACAAAUUCGUUUACACAUCGUCAACAGUCUAGCUGAAUCGUAUUAACUUCAUCAACAACAACAGCAACCACCGCCAUCGUCACACAUCAUUCAUUACCGUCAUCGACGUCAUCUAGUUCUCUAUCCAAGUACACGAAAUCCAGAAAGCGUUCCGCACGUGUGUCAAGUUAGUAUCUUAGAUUAUUAAAUUAAAAAUUAGUAAAACCAAAAAAACCAAGAAAAAUGAAAAUUUAUUAAAAAUAGAA